This is a messenger RNA of Leptomonas pyrrhocoris, 660 nucleotides long. RefSeq lists its product as hypothetical. NCBI's taxonomy places the organism in Eukaryota, Euglenozoa, Kinetoplastea, Trypanosomatida, Trypanosomatidae. Bases 358 to 660 code for a protein of 100 amino acids. The record is from RefSeq and is a predicted model, not a curated record. The transcript has a single exon.
GUCUCUGUCUUGUUCUUCUGCAACCUCGUUGUUGUCUGACUGCGGGAGUUGACGAAAGCACAAGAGGCACCGAGGAAGCGUCACGCUGCUGCUGAGACGUGCAAUGGAAUCUGCCGCGUGGUGUCCGUCAUGUUUUCCUACUGCUGCGUGCGAGGAUCGCACCUACUCUACACAACUUGCGUGUGUUUAUAUCAUCCCUCACUUUCGUGGUGUAUCUCCGUUUUUCCGAAGAAAAGAAAACGAAUGUGUACCGGCAAAGCAGCUAAAGAAUGCAACACGUAAAGCGACAACCACAACACCAGAAGAGCGUUACACACAGAAGCUAUAACGUUAACACACCCGGCAGUCCUACGACCCAUGGGAGAUUUUCUUAGUCAGCAUCAGGUCCAGCGGGACUACUAUCGCGAGUCGAGGCAGGGUGCGGUGGUGGCCAUGGACUGCCCGUACUGCAAACGGCGCGGUCGGUUUGCCGCUAACGCUUACGAGCUGGCGAAGCGGAUCCCGACGAUAAUGACGCAGGGCAUCGCGCUUUGCCACGGCUGUCAGGACGUCGUAUUGAGCACGGCAGAAUUGGUUACUCAGAAACGGGCAUGGUACUGCGAAUACUGCGAGAUCUGCCUGUGCCCUACCUGCCAGAAGGCUCGCCGUAAGUCUUCGUAA